Arabidopsis thaliana (thale cress) is the source of this 729-nucleotide messenger RNA. Its product is annotated as Plant invertase/pectin methylesterase inhibitor superfamily protein. The transcript has a single exon. The record is from RefSeq and is marked reviewed. The coding region runs from base 1 to 729 and encodes 242 amino acids. Lineage: Eukaryota; Viridiplantae; Streptophyta; Magnoliopsida; Brassicales; Brassicaceae. Gene Ontology annotation, molecular function: enzyme inhibitor activity.
AUGAAGAAGUCAUCACCAUUGCUCUGUUUCUCUCUUGCUUUGUUUUCUCUCCUCUCAUCUCCUUCCUCUUCCACUCGUAUAAUCUCCUCCAUUGUCCCCUCCGCCGCUCCUUCUCCCGCCGUAGCCCCCACCACCGACGGCGACGUAGACGAAAACGAUUUCUCCGCCUUCACGCAAUGGAACAUUUUAAACCUAACGGACCUUAAAAGUACCUUUAAAAACCUCCCGGAUUUCUCUAAGCUCAACAUCUCAUCCCUUCACGUGUCACCCGCCGUUGGCUCCGUCUGCUCUAACACCGACUACGCCGCCGAAUGCAUCGUCUCAAUCCUCCCACUCCUCCGUGACUUCCGCAAAUUCGAGCCAAAACCCAUCGACGUCCUUCGAAUGGAGAUGAGUGCGCUCUACGAGAAAGCUAACGCCACGCUUGACUUAGCCAAGCGUCUCAUCGUGGAUAAGUCAACGCCGCGUGACGUGGCUGAUGUAUUGGACUUGUGUGUCGAUAACUACGAGUCGCUUCUCGAUGAUCUUAAAGAUGCUUCCGUAGCCGUCGAUGAUGGAGACUUUGAACGGCUCGAGAGUGUGGUCAGUGCUGCGAUCGCUGAUGUGGUGACUUGCUCUGACGCGUUCGCUGAGUCGUCGGAGCUUGAGUCGCCGAUGGCUAACGUUGAUGAUUUUCUUAAGAAACUUUGUAGCAAUGUCUUGGCUAUUUCUCAGAUGAUCCACAUGUAA